AUGAUUCAGGCAGUCUUUGAAGAACCAGCAGUUUUCGUGAUCUGGGUAUUGGCUCGUUUGAUCUCUCUGCUUCUGGGGAUGAGGAAUGAUGGUGGCCAAAAGCAGCAGGGUGGUGUUCCUCGCCCCGCACGGACCAAUAACUUUAUUCCCAACUCGUUUCGUGCCAUUUCAAGCUAUUUGAGAAUCGUUUCGUCCGGUGCUUCAACUGUUGCUCGGUCUGCAGCGUCGGUGGCUUCAUCCAUUGUUGAUAGGGAUGAUGAUACCAACCAUGAUCAGGUGAACUGGGCUGGCUUUGACAAGUUAGAAGGUGAGGGAAAUGUCACUCGGCAAGUUCUCCUGCUGGGUUACCGUUCUGGUUUCCAAGUUUGGGAUGUUGAAGAAUCAGAUAAUGUCCGUGACCUGGUUUCCAGAUAUGAUGGCCCUGUCUCAUUUAUGCAAAUGCUACCUAAACCAAUAGCCUCAAAGAGAUUGGAAGACAAGUUUGAAGAAAGCCGUCCAUUGCUGGUAGUUUGUGCUGAUGGGUCCAUUUCUGUCGGCAAUAAUGUACAGGAUGUGAUGGCCUCUCCUCGCAAUGGUAUUAGUGCAACCAGCCAUGACACAAUGAACAGUGGUUUUGUGCCUACUGUUGUUCGGUUUUAUUCCUUGAGAUCUCAAUCUUAUGUUCAUGUUCUAAAGUUUAGAUCAGUUGUUUAUUCUGUAAAGUGCAGUUCUCGAGUUGUUGCUAUUUCUCAAGCAGCUCAGAUACACUGUUUUGAUGCCACAACAUUGGAGAGGGAAUAUACCAUUCUUACCAAUCCCAUAGUUGCGGGAUUCCCUGGUUCUGGAGGUAUAGGUUGUGGACCUCUUGCAGUAGGCAAGAGGUGGCUGGCUUAUAGUGGAAGUCCUGUUGCUGUAUCUACUUCCGGGCGUGUCAGUCCACAACAUCUGGAAUCUUCUGCAAGUUUUUCUGGUUUUCCUUCAAAUGGAAGCCUGGUUGCUCACUAUGCAAAAGAAUCAAGCAAGCAACUAGCUGCUGGGAUUGUAACCCUUGGAGACAUGGGAUAUAAGAAGCUCUCCCGGUACUGCUCUGAGCUUAUACCUGAUAGUAAUAUUCCGCUUCAUUCAGGGAAUCCUGGCUGGAAAGGCAAUGGAACUGUCAAUGGCCUGUCAGCAGACACGGAUAAUGUUGGAAUGGUCAUUGUCAGAGAUAUUGUCAGUAAAGUUGUUAUUGCACAGUUUAGGGCGCACAAGAGUCCUAUUUCUGCAUUAUGCUUUGAUCGUAGUGGCACCCUUUUAGUGACUGCUUCGGUUCAGGGGCAUAACAUCAAUGUUUUUAAAAUAAUGCCUGGAAGCUCCUUUUCAACUGAUGCUGCUGCAUCUUAUGUACAUCUGUACAGGCUGCAACGUGGAUUUACAAAUGCGAUAAUACAGGACAUCAGUUUUAGUGAUGACAGCAACUGGAUCAUGGUUAGUUCCUCCAGGGGGACAAGCCAUCUGUUUGCUAUAAAUCCUUGGGGAGGAUCGGUAAAUCUUCCAACUGCUGAUGCUGGUUUUACUACUAAAAAUACAGGAUUGGGUGUUACAAGUAAAUCGGCAGUUCGUUGGCCAGGUGUGCAAAUGCCUAAUCAGCAAAGCCUCUGUUCAGCUGGUCCCCCUGUUACACUUUCUGUUGUUAGUAGAAUAAGAAAUGGAAAUAAUAGUUGGAGAGGCACCGUAAGUGGUGCUGCAGCAGCUGCAACAGGGAAGAUGAGUUCCCUUUCUGGGGCCAUUGCUGCUUCUUUUCACAAUUCCAAAGGCCAUACUCAUUAUGUGGAUUGCAGCUCUUCGAAGGCUAAGUACCACCUUUUGGUUUUUUCUCCUUCUGGUUCCAUGAUACAAUAUGCGUUGCGAAUAUCAAAUGGUCCAGAUUCGACAGCUGUGACUGGAUUGAACACUGCGUAUGAGUCAGGCCUGGAGGGUGAUGCAAGAUUAGCAGUUGAAGCUAUUCAGAAAUGGAAUAUAUGUCAAAAACAAAAUCGAAGAGAACGAGAGGAUACUACCGACAUAUAUGGUGAGAACGGAAAUUUAGACAACAAUAAGAUAUAUCCUGAAGGGAAGAAAAAGGGAAACACCAUUUAUCCUGAAGCUUGGAGCACUGUCACAAAAGCAAAGAUCAGCCCUGAGGAGAAACAUCAGUUGUAUAUUUCAGAAGCCGAACUGCAGAUGCAUGAAGCUCAAAGUCCAGUGUGGGCAAAACCUGAGCUAUACUUUCAGUCAAUGAUCGUGGAAGGUGUCAAAAUGGAUGAUGAAACUGCUUCAGGAGGGGAAAUUGAGAUCGAAAGGAUUCCAACUCGCAUGAUUGAAGCAAGGUCAAAGGAUUUGGUCCCAGUUUUUGACUAUCUUCAAACUCCCAGAUUCCAACAAACAAGGGUUGCUGCUAUGGAUAGAAAUGUUAGCGGGAUAUCUGAAAAUGGCAGGCUUUCAUGCAGAAGCAGUUCAGGCUCUCUUGACACCAUGACUGACAGUGGUGCUGGUGUGGCAGAACUUAGCAAUGGCACUGAGGAAACUGAGUGGGGUGGUUCUCAGACGGCCGUAGAAAACAAGGGUUUUGUAAAUAACAAUGACAGCCAAAAGACAAAGACUCAGCUUGAGAUUGUAAAUAAUAGGGAGAGGACCUUAAAAACGGAGGCCCAACUUAAGUUUGUAAAUAGUAACAUAGAAGGCAUGGGAAUGGAGAAUCUAUUCAGAGAGGAAGGUGAUGAGCUUGAUUAG
Molecule: messenger RNA, 2730 nt
Organism: Prunus armeniaca (apricot)
Lineage: Eukaryota; Viridiplantae; Streptophyta; Magnoliopsida; Rosales; Rosaceae
Source: the annotation of a GenBank genome assembly